Staurois parvus is the source of this 274-nucleotide messenger RNA. Lineage: Eukaryota; Metazoa; Chordata; Amphibia; Anura; Ranidae. The record is from the annotation of a GenBank genome assembly.
UACAAGCUGUACGCUCACUAUGUCACAUUGUAGCAAAGUGUAAUUUCUUCAGUGUUGUCACAUGAAAAGAUAUAAUAAAAUCUUUACAAAAAUGCAGGGGCGGACUGACAACUCAUGGGGCCCCCGGGCAAUAGGGAAUCAUGGGGCCCCUGUGUCCUUGCCCAAACUCAAAAAAGCCUAUGAAAAAGGUACCAGGGGUAUCUCAUGGGGCCCCCUACUGACCCCGGGCCCUCGGGCAGUACCCGAGUUUCCAAAUGGUCAGUCCACCCCUGGU